AUGAACAAAAGGAGUAGUUCUGGUGGAGGGCAAAGUUCUUUAGGGUACCUGUUUGGGUCCGAUGACUUAGGGAAACAACAAUACGAUCAAUCUAAAGUAUCACCACCACCAGUUUGUAUGCCGCCAUAUGGCACUGAUGAUACUGAUCAGAAGUCACCGGAAAAAGCCUUAACUCCUAUUACCAAGAAAGGUGACUCCACCUCUCCCAAGAAAUAUAUAUAUCAUGGAGAUGGUAAUAAAUCAAAAGAGUUUUUGGUGACUGGCCGACCAUCGACAAAGGUCAACUCAGUUCCUGGUGGAGAUUCAUCACUUGGCUACUUGUUUGGAGAUAAGUGA
Messenger RNA from Lactuca virosa, 336 nucleotides. The record is from the annotation of a GenBank genome assembly. NCBI's taxonomy places the organism in Eukaryota, Viridiplantae, Streptophyta, Magnoliopsida, Asterales, Asteraceae.